ACGCGAUUUCCGGGAACCCGUCAGGAAGGGACAUAAACAAAACAAACCCCAGAGCGGCAUGGAGGGGCCGGGCCAGGGCUGGAGCCUCAGCAGAAGUGGGGGCCCCCACUGAGACACCACCCAUCACCCCGCUGGGACGGGGCGCCAGAAAGUCCCCAGAGACAAGUUCCAUGUAGUCGACACGAAGCUUUUUCUAGGAAAAUAAAUCUGUGAAUCUCCAUUGCAUGAGUUAUAUGUUGCCUGUUUACCCUGAAGAAAAGCUGGAACGGAAUUUGCAAGCAAAGAAAACAACAAGUUUGGACUUAAACUUGGGGGAUCUGGGCCUGGAAAUGCCUCAGCCUAGUGUGAGUGGAAUGGACCCUCCUUUUGGGGAUGCCUUUCGAAACCACAUGUUUUCAGAACAGACUCUCAUGAGCACAGAUCUGUUGGCUAACAAUUCCGAUCCAGAUUUCAUGUAUGAAGUGGACAGAGAAAUGGAUUACCAGCAGAGUUCCAGGGAUAACCUCCUUUCUGUAGAGGACUGUAAAGAUCUUGAGAACCUGGAGUCCUUUACAGACAUUCUGGAUACUGAAACCUCUUUCCCCGCAAAUUGGGAGCAGUGGGACACUUACUGUGAAGAUUUGACAAAGUACACCAAACUAACUAGCUGUGACAUCUGGGGAACAAAAGAGGUGGACUAUUUGGGCCUUGAUGAUUUUUCAAGCCCGUACCAGGAUGAAGAGGUGAUAAGUAAAACUCCAACUCUGGCUCAGCUCAACAGUGAGGACUCUCAGCCUGUCUCAGAUCCACUGUGCUACCCAGAAUUGUUGUUCAGUGUAAAGCAAACCCAGUUAACCUCUUUGCCAAUGAAGAAGAUUGCAACCAGAGCAGCAGCCCCAGUUUGUUCAUCCAAGACAGGCCAGGCUGAGGCACCUUUAUCAGAAUCUGCCCUGAAAGGAGGCAAACCCAAUUCAAGCACACAAAUCAUGGUGAAGACCAACGUGUACAAUAAUGAGAAAGUGAACAUUCAUGUUGAAUGCAAAGAUUAUGUUAAAAAGGCAAAAGUAAAGAUAAAUCCAGUACCGCAGAGCAGGUCUUCCAUGAGCCAGGCAAACGCUGAUGCUGCAAAAGAAAACACCUGCUACUGUGGAGCUGUAGCAAAGAAACAAGAGCGGAAAGGGAAUGACUCCCUUCAGAGUCACAAUCCGGUGUUGCCUUUUAAAGAGACUCAGGCUCUGCUCCUCACUCCACCUCAAGAAACUCCAGGAAUAGUUGCUGAGGAGAACAGCCUCUCUGCCAGCACCUCUGUUUCAGAUCCUUCACAGAAAAAGGAAGAACACAACUAUUCCCUCUUUGUCACAGACAGUUUGGGUGAGCAGGCCGGUGCAGGCAAAGCUGAUCCAGAGGAGGAGGAGGAGGAGGAAGAAGAGGAAGAGGUGGAGGAUGAAGAUCACGAUGAAGGUUUUGGAAGUGAGCAUGAACUAUCUGAAAACGAGGACGAGGAGGAUGAUUACGAGGACGACAAAGAUGAUGACAUCAGUGAUACUUUCUCUGAACCAGGGUAUGAGAAUGAUUCUGUAGAAGACUUGAAAGAAAUGACCGCAAUAUCUUGUCGGAAAAGAGGAAAGCGAAGAUACUUCUGGGAAUAUAGUGAGCAACUAACGCCAUCACAGCAGGAGAGAAUGUUAAGGCCUUCAGAAUGGAAUCGAGAUACACUACCAAGUAAUAUGUAUCAGAAGAAUGGAUUACAUCAUGGGAAAUAUGCUGUUAAGAAGUCACGGAGGACAGAUGUAGAAGAUCUGACACCUAACCCUAAAAAACUGCUACAGAUUGGGAAUGAAUUGAGAAAGCUGAAUAAAGUUAUCAGUGAUUUGACUCCAGUCAGCGAACUUCCUUUAACAGCUAGACCAAGGUCAAGAAAAGAAAAAAAUAAGCUAGCUUCCAGAGCUUGCCGACUUAAAAAGAAAGCCCAGUAUGAAGCCAACAAGGUGAAACUUUGGGGUCUCAACACUGAAUAUGAUAACUUGCUGUUUGUGAUCAACUCUAUCAAACAAGAAAUUGUGAACAGAGUGCAGAGUCCCAAACAUGACAGAGUAACCAAUAUGGGUCAGAAGCUUGAUGUACUUAUUAAAGAUACUCUUGGGCCACCUGUAUCUGGGCAAACAUCAGAAUUUGUGAACCAAGUUUUAGAAAAAACAGCAGAAGGAGAUCCUACAGGAGGCCUUGUAGGGCUACGAAUACCAACAUCAAAAGUUUAGUAGACAUCACUUGAUCCAUUCACAUUGGUCAGAGCUCUGCCUGUGUCAUGUACUACAUUGUAAAAUUAUUUCUGGUCUGCAUGUGAAUUUAGCGUUCUAUAAAACACAGUUUUCAGUUCCAUCAUUUUUUUCCUUUUUAUAACAAUGUAGUAAGAUAAGUGAAAGCAUGGUAUAAAAUGCUUACUGGCAUUUUGGAGCAUAAAUCUUGUAGUUUUAAAUCUGCUUCUGUCAUAAAUGUGGUGACUACAUAUUCAUUUUUAAAUUAAAUUUAUCUAGAACCAGAUAAUAUAACAUGCAGGAGCAAAACAUGUUUUUUGCAAGUAAAAAUCUUGCAAAAUGCCAAACGUUAUGGCAGGUUUAUGCUCUAAUUAAAAUAAAAACUUAGAAUUCAGAUUAAGAAGGUUUUUUUCAAGAAUAAUUGCUCUUUUGUUCUAAACUAAACAAUAAGUUUUCUUUGCAACCAUAACUUGUACAUAGCACACCUGGCAAUAACGCUAGUGUGCCAUAUAAAAAAAUAUAGUUUUCUGAGCUUGAUACGGUAUUUAAAUGUCUGUGCAAGUAAGAAAAUGUAUACUCUUUGUGCCUUGUAUUGAGGGGGAGGGUGGGUGGUGAGAAGUGUAACUAUAAAAAGGUAAGAAACCCUUGUGGGAGAGAAGAUGUAUAGAUGGUCUCAUGGGUUUUAAUGUAUUUGUUCCAGCUCUUACAAAUUUUUGAAUGUAUAUAGGAAUAUGUUGAAAAUGUAGAUAUGCCACAGAGUCUAUGUAUUGUAAAAAAAAAAGAUGGCUCUAGAAAACUCAUUUUCGGUACUUGGCCGGAAGAAAACAAAUACUUGCACAUUAAUGCGAUUGUUUAUUUUUGUACCAAAGACAAAUGCAACUGAUAUGGCAGAUUGCCAGUUUAAGUAAAGUUUUGCACAGCUUACGUGAUACUGUACUGAAUGUAUAAAAAGAAAAAAAACUUAAAGGUCAGGGUUAGGGAUCUUACUGAACUGUGAAUUUUUUUCUCUUUGGGUCCAAUUGUCUACGGAAGGAGCAUUCAUACAUAACUAUUAUUUUGCUGUUCUUCUAGUUCGCUUCAUAGUAGAUAAGUUGGCCAUCUAGAAGUCUGUAAAUCCUUUUUUUCUGCACAUAGUAGAAAUUUUAAUAUAUUUGGAUUUUAGUAAGCUAUUGGUAAAGUAGAUUUUGACUUUGGAAAUUAAAAAUUUAGCUUGUAGGAUACUUCCACCAAACAACCAAAAUAAAAUUAUUUUUAUUGUCAUGUGUAUAUAUGUAAAGAAAAGAGCUAAAAUAUCUAAUUCCUUAGUUGCCACUUUUCCAGUUGUUGUAUUAUUGUGCAUGUGAUGUUUCCAAGGAUCAACACAGGCUUAAAAAAAGAAAAGAAUUUAUAGAUUUUAUAUUUUUGUACAGAUAUUUCAACUAGCUUCUUCAAACUUCUAUGUGACUUAUUGUUAACUUGUAGUUUCUAUGAUUGGGGGGAAUACAAAUGCGUGUGCAGUUUGGCUCACGAGAGUCUGCUUUUAGUCAGUGUUAAAGUACCAAUGAAAAGCUUUAUCUCUUGAUGAGAAAGUUGUUUAUGUCAAGACAGGAUCAUUAUCUGGUUUCAUGAAUGCCUUUCCUCCCAAUUGUUUGAUAGACAGGUGACUACAUAACACUAUUUAUGAAGGAUACCAAAUAAUUCAGAUGCAGCUCCAAGUAAAUACAAAAAUCUCAUAAUCCCCCCCUCCAGUUCUUUACAUGCACCUUACAGUGUGAUUCCUUUUAUCUAAAUGGACAUUGGGAAUUGCUACAUUCCUGUAAUAGGCAAGCAAUGUAUUCUUUUUUUAAAAAAAGAAAGAUUGAGGAAGAUGUACCUCCCACUGUAGAGUUGUACUACCCCAGUCUUUUUUUUGCUCUCUCUGUCCGCACUGCUGCUUAUUGCUAACUACCUUUUCAAAAAUUGAUCUAAAGUAUUUGCAUAAUUUCAGCACAAAUUUGCAUGUCAUGAUGGAGCUUCUUUUUUUAAAGCGUCAAGCCUGCAAUAGUGCUGGCAUAUCAGAAAUGUAUCUCAUUUAACGCUGGUUAUAGAGCUGUGUCCAAGUAUUUUACAUCAACCUAUUCUGAUAUACUGAAAUAGUGUUGAGCUUCAUUGAAGAAUGGUGUUUAAAUAUGAUUCAUGCUAAGAUUCUAACACUGGAUCUGAAGAGCAUGGAUAGGAUAGUUACAGCGGGAUACAUCUUUUUUGCAAUCAGGACUUGCGCAGCAAGAUAAACUGACAGUAAGAUACAAUACCCCUUUGUAGUAACUCAGGCUUUUCUGAGCUGAUACUGCAUUUGCAGCCUUUUUUGUGCAUGUCUGAAAACCAGAAUAUGAUUUUGGUCUAGCAUUGAAAAGAGUCUUUGAAUCUUUUUAGUGGAUUCCACACCUUUGCAUUUCAGUGUUUUCUAUGUAUUAAGUUAUAGUCUAAAAGCUUUGAAAUAGUUGAGCUUUUUAAUGGUGACACUUUAUUUUGUAUCUAUUUAUAUAUGUAUGUAUAUCUUAGAAAAGCACUUUGUUUAAAAAAGAAAAAAAAGAUAUUGCAUUUUAUAUGAUUCCUGCCAUUUGCUGCUAACUCUGGGCUGGUCAGAAUGCUGCAGCGAUACUUGAUCUAAAUAAAACCUGGCAGUAAAAUGUAGAGUAAAGUUAAGACCUUUGCUGGUUUAACCUUUAUUGUAAAGAUGACAUAGGCAAGCUGUGCAGCUUUACAUUUUAACCAGGGGACUCUGUGGCAUUUAAAACAGUCUAGAAAAUGGUUGUACUUUUAAUGCCAGUAACAAUCUGCUUCCUCUAGUGUCAUUUAAUAUAUGUUUAGUGUAUAAUUAUCACAAAGAUUUUUUAAAAACCAAAUGUUCAUGUUUUGUUUUGGGAAAUUGUGGCAUGCAUUUUUGGAUGAUUAUCUUCAGAGGAGCUCUCUAAAGGUUUUCAGUGUUCAUACACAGUAUGUGGAUCUUAUUGAAGUCUUUGGUCACUUUCCGAGUGUAGGCAUUGUGAAUAUUCUAAUGUCAUCCAAAAGCAAUUAUACACUUUAUUUUUUAAAAGGAGUUCCGAACUCUCUUUCAUACACUGGAUACUUUUGAGUUUGUUUCCAUAUUAAAACAUGCUCUUGCUAAAAAUUUGUCAGUCUGAAACUGAGUGCCACACUUCUAUUUUUGAAUGGAUAUGAACUACCAUACUUACUCUGUACCAUGUAUGGUUCUUGUCCUUUACCCAUUUUCUCCAUUGACAGAUUAUGAUGUGGCUUUAUAUUGUGCCUUACUUGUAUAUUAGAACCAAGUUUAUUUUUCAUUCCCCAGGACUCCUUAAACCCUUGAACCCUUUUGGAAGCAAACUACAAUUAAAGCAUCAUGAAGGAACUUCAAACAGAUUUGCUUAGUUGUAUUGAUUAGUUUGUACUGGCAUAGGGUGACCAAUUUUUCAGUGGUCUUGGAAGAUAGGAUUUUUUAUAGUAAUUCCACUACAUCUCUUUACAAAAGCUUCUCUGCCUUUUCUUGAAUUUAUCAAGCACACCUUGAUAUUUAACUUUCUGGGGCUCAUAAGUACUAGUCUUCUGGCUAGUCAAGGACUGGCUCUUUCCACUCAGCUCUGGCAUCAAUGCAAACAGUGACACUGUUGUAGGAAUUGGGCACAGAGAUAUACUAAGUCCACUAGUUUGGUCAGUAAUUUAUUUUUAAAUGUAGACUGAAGUGCAGUGGAAAAGAGCAAAAAUGAUUUCUAACACAGAUUAAAGGUCUCUUGAAUAAUCUUAAAGCAACAGACAUUUCUCAAAUACCGUACUGUCAGUGUGGGUUUCACAUAAGUCUAUACCAUUUUUCUGAUGUUUGCCUUCAUUAAUAAAUCUGCUUGUUUAUUCACAAAUGUCAAUAAUGAUGUAUUGUUUCUCUUAUGUAAGUCUUUUUAAUACGGCUAGUUUUGAAAUGGUAAUCACCUCCUAUCUGUGUUUGAUGGGUUUACUUACAAGUUGCCUUCAGCAGAAAUAGCAUAGCCAGUCUGUUCCUUGACUUAUUUAGCAGUCUUCCUGGAAUUCUGUUGAGGCACACUCAAAAUACAUAAUAUUGAAAUUCAGCCUUCCGACCUGAAUUUCAUACAUGUCUAAUCAUGCUUUCUUAUUUUUCUUUUUUCUUUUUUAGGGUAAGGUUUAGCUGUCAAAUUGUCUAGUUUAGUCUGCUAUCAGAUUGGAGCCUAUAUUUUCGCUAGCUGAAAUGCUGCACAAAAGUGCAGUUUCUUAUUUUGUUUUACCUGAGGGAUUAUACAAAGUACAUUUCAAUCAGUUCCUAAUCCAAAAGCUGAUCCUUUCCUUUGAAAAAAUGUUUAAGGGCAUUACCACAUUGAGAGUACAACGCUUGGUGAUACUUUCCAGUGUAAAUGGAAUGCUUUGUCAACAUUGCAGAAAUGGCACUUUAGCAUAUACUUCCUUCACAGCAUUCUAAGCUUGAUUGGGUCUCAUGGUUACGUAUUUUCAGUCUAUUUAAUUUCCCCCAAUUGGUUUAGUGCAGUAGAAAGGUGUUUGUGCAAUGUGAUGCUCAGCCUUUUAAGAUGUUAAUGAACUUCCACAAGAGCAUAUUGGUCAUGCAUUUUUUCUCCAUAAACCAAAAACACUUUAUUCGAAGUAAGCCCUAUUUGUUCUGGUGAAACGUCAGUUUAGGAUUGCAGACUUAAUCUUUCUGGAAAGCAAUCUUAAAGCAAAGCUAGGCCUAGCUAAGAAACGAGAAGAAAAUAAUUGUCUUGUGAGACCAGGCCAAAGGUUCGUCUAACCCAUUGUUAUCUUCAGAGGCUAACAAGAUGCCUCAUUUCCCAACAGCUUUCCAUGAACUAGGGAAUAAUGAAGCAAUUCACUUUUGCAGAAGUAUAAUCCAUGAAUAGUUUUCACUCUCUCCUCCUGCCUUAAACAUUCUCAACACCUUUUGGCCCAUAUAUAUGCUUAAGAAUGAACAAAGUCUGCAAUUCUAACCUAACUUAACUGCUAGUAGGGCCAACUCAUUGCAGUCAAUGGGACUUGCUUCCAAAUGAAUGGGUUUAGGAUUGCGGCACAAGGCUGACAGCAUAUGCAAACACAGCAAAGCUUUCUGAAAACCAAAAACAUAUUAACAACCUUGGUGAUCUUAUGCUUGGGAUCAUGUUUGUAAUGCUGUUUAAUGUUCUGUAGUCCAUUUCCAACUGGAGCUCAGACAAAUGUAUUGAAGGUCUUGUCUCUGUUCAGAAAAUUUUAUCCUGUUAAAAGCAUGAUCUGUUUGCAAUUUUUAUAAUGUUUAAUGUUGUGUAGUUUUUCUUUUUUUUAAAAAAAAAGAGAGGCACAAUUAAAACAUUGAUUUUGUUUACUCCUGUCACCCUGGGGCCCGAGCACUUUUAUUCAGAUACAAACUCAUCAAUGUAUGCAACAUACUUUGUAACAGAAAAUAAAUUGUGAAGAGAAGUUCUGACAGUA
Lacerta agilis (Sand lizard) is the source of this 7673-nucleotide messenger RNA. RefSeq names its product CREB3 regulatory factor (gene CREBRF). Gene Ontology annotation, molecular function: DNA-binding transcription factor activity, RNA polymerase II-specific; RNA polymerase II transcription regulatory region sequence-specific DNA binding. Gene Ontology annotation, cellular component: nucleus. Lineage: Eukaryota; Metazoa; Chordata; Lepidosauria; Squamata; Lacertidae. The record is from RefSeq and is a predicted model, not a curated record. Gene Ontology annotation, biological process: response to unfolded protein; regulation of transcription by RNA polymerase II. Bases 225 to 2237 code for a protein of 670 amino acids. The transcript has 9 exons.